CUGUGGGCGUCCCCUCCUCUCCCGAGCGCCCGCUGCGGGAGGCGGCUGUGCCGUCCCCGGCCCCGCUGCCUCCGUGACGAUGCUGUCCUAGCGAGGGAUGAUGACAGGGAGAGGAGGAGCGGGGCAGAGCUGCCGCCGCCGCCGGGAGCCCUGUGUCUCGCUCGCCUCCCCGGCACUUCCCGGCUCCCGCUGCCGGGCUGCGCAUCGCGCCGCCUUCCCCACGGGCGGCGGGGACGCGGGGCGGAGGGGCGGCCGCGGCUCUGUGGCGAGGGGUUUGUCCUCUCCAGGUGCUCUGUCCCCCGCCGGGCAGGGCUUGCCUCUUCCUCCUCCUCCUCCUCUGUCUCCCGCCUCCUUCCCCUUCGCACACGCCGCAGGACGAGGCCGGCCGGGAGCGGGAGCAGCCGCCGCCAGCACCGCCGCCUGAGGGGACCCUGACCAUGUCGAGCAAGAGCAGGAAGAGCAAGGAGCAGGGGAGAGUGACCUUCCCCCCGCAGCAGGAGGAGGAGGAGGAGGGGGCAGAGGAAGAGGAGCAGCAGCGCCGGCGCCGCGGCUGGAGAGGCGUCAAUGGGGGGCCGGAGCCCCCUCCGCCACCCCAAAGGGCCGUCAAAACCCUCCGGGAGCCCUACGGCUACUACCCGCCCCCCCCUUUUGCCAGCACCAUGUACAUCGAGGAAAGCCCAUCCCUGAGACGCAUGACCAUGAUGAGGGAGAAGGGAAGGCGCCAGGCCAUCCGAGGCCCGGCCUUCAUGUUCAACAACAGGGGCACCAGCCUGACGGCCGAGGAGGAGCGUUUCCUGGACGCGGCCGAGUACGGCAACAUCCCCGUGGUGCGCAAAAUGCUGGAGGAGUCCAAAACCCUCAACGUCAACUGCGUGGACUACAUGGGCCAAAACGCCUUGCAGCUCGCUGUGGGGAACGAACAUUUGGAGGUGACGGAGCUGCUGUUAAAAAAAGAGAACUUGGCACGGAUUGGAGACGCCCUGCUGCUCGCCAUCAGCAAGGGCUACAUCAGGAUAGUGGAAGCCAUCCUGAAUCAUCCUGGCUUUUCGGUAAACAAGCGACUGACUCUGAGCCCUUGCGAGCAGGAGCUCCAGGAUGAUGAUUUUUAUUCCUACGACGAAGACGGGACCCGCUUCUCUCCGGACAUCACUCCCAUCAUUUUAGCUGCCCACUGCCAAAAAUACGAAGUCGUGCACAUGCUGCUGAUGAAAGGAGCGAGGAUAGAAAGACCUCACGAUUAUUUCUGCAAGUGCAAUGACUGCACGGAGAAGCAAAAACACGAUUCUUUCAGCCACUCUAGGUCGAGAAUAAAUGCAUACAAGGGACUGGCGAGCCCGGCUUAUCUGUCCCUCUCCAGUGAAGAUCCAGUACUCACUGCUCUAGAACUCAGCAAUGAACUUGCCAAGUUGGCCAACAUUGAAAAAGAAUUCAAGAACGACUACCGCAAGCUGUCCAUGCAGUGCAAGGACUUCGUGGUCGGCGUCCUCGACCUGUGCCGCGACUCGGAGGAAGUGGAGGCCAUCCUGAACGGCGACCUCAACUCGGAGCCGGUGGAAGCGCAGCGGCACAGAGCCUCCCUGAGCCGUGUCAAGCUGGCCAUCAAGUAUGAGGUCAAAAAG
Molecule: messenger RNA, 1619 nt
Organism: Empidonax traillii (willow flycatcher)
Lineage: Eukaryota; Metazoa; Chordata; Aves; Passeriformes; Tyrannidae
Product: short transient receptor potential channel 3-like
Exons: 3
Biological process (GO): manganese ion transport; calcium ion transmembrane transport; regulation of cytosolic calcium ion concentration
Cellular component (GO): membrane; cation channel complex
Molecular function (GO): protein binding; inositol 1,4,5 trisphosphate binding; store-operated calcium channel activity
Source: RefSeq, a predicted model, not a curated record